Molecule: messenger RNA, 993 nt
Organism: Hyaloperonospora brassicae
Lineage: Eukaryota; Oomycota; Peronosporomycetes; Peronosporales; Peronosporaceae
Source: the annotation of a GenBank genome assembly
AUGGCGAGCAGAUACGGCGACGAGUGCCGCAGUCGCGGGCGGGACCGCAGCAGGGAGAGGGGCUACGGGGCAGGACGCGGCGGCGGCAGCGGAGGCGAUGGGGGCUACAGCCGCGAGCGCUCGGGCGGCCGUCGGGGCGAGCCGAGCGGCGGCGGCGCUGAGCACUUGGCGCGCAUCCACGGGACCGAAGAGGACCGCGUGAACUGUCCGUUCUACUUUAAGAUCGGCGCGUGCCGCCAUGGCGACCGGUGCUCGCGGCUGCACAACAAGCCCGUGUUCAGCCAGACGAUCCUCGUGAGCCACAUGUACCAGAACCCGAUCGCGCAGGUGAUUGCGCAGAACGGCGACCCGGCGUCGCUGGACCAGCGCCAAGUGGACGAAGAGUUUGAGGACUUUUACGAGGAGAUCUUUGAAGAGCUGUGCAAGUUUGGCAAGCUCGAGGAGCUCAAUAUCUGCGACAACUUGGGCGACCACCUCGUGGGCAACGUGUACGCCAAGUACGACGACGAGGAGCACGCGGCCGCGGCCCAAAAGGCGCUCUACGGCCGCUUUUACGCCGGCCGACCGCUCGUGUGCGAGUUUUCGCCCGUGACGGACUUUCGAGAAGCGCGCUGUCGCCAGUUUGACGAAGGCACGUGCAAUCGCGGGGGCUACUGCAACUUUAUGCACAUCAAGACGGUGCCACGGGCCAUGCAGCGCGAGCUGGAGAAGACGUUCAAUCGUGGCCGUCGGGAGAAGAGUCGGAGCAGAAGCAGGAGUCGCAGUGGCAGUCGGGGACGAGCACGGCGCGCACGCGGCCGGUCGCGCAGUGGAUCGCCCGAUCGGCAUCAAACUGACUUCGCACGACGCAAAGGCAGUCGUAGCCGCUCCCUGUCGCCAGGCAAGAAAGGCCGUCGUAGUCGCUCGCGCAGUUACAGCCCGCGGUCGCCUACGCGCGAGUCGAGUCGGGGGGCGGGAAAGAUGAACGACGGUCCCGUAGAGAAGCAUCGCUGA